ACACAGUCGCUGGCGUUCAUGCUGCUUGCCUCUGUGUUCUCCACGGUGGUCGGACUGCCCUGGGUCCUUUACAGCACGUUUGUGAUCGAAGAGAGGCACGGCUUCAACAAACAGACACUUGGAUUUUUCUUCAAAGAUCAGGUGAAAAAGUUUAUCGUGAUGCAAGCGAUCUCCCUUCCUAUAUUAGCUGGUCUUCUUUACAUCAUCAAGAUGGGUGGCCAAUACUUCUUUGUCUAUGCCUGGGUCUUUACCCUAGUAAUCUCGUUGUUCCUGAUCACUGUGUAUGCCGACUACAUCGCCCCUCUCUUUGACAAGUUUACACCCCUCCCGGAGGGUGACCUGAGGACAAAGAUCGAAGACUUGGCAAAGAGCAUUGAUUUCCCGCUUUACAAGCUGUAUGUUGUUGAAGGCUCCAAACGGUCAUCUCACAGUAAUGCCUACUUUUAUGGAUUCUUCAAAAACAAAAGAAUAGUUCUCUUUGAUACCCUCCUGGAAGACUACACACCUGUCAACACUGAUGAGAAAAAGUCGGAUGAAACUGAGACGACGAAAGCAGAUGGAGAGGGAGACGAGAAGAUAGAAGAGGAGAAUAAACCUCAAGGAGGAGAGAAGAAGACAGAGGAGGGAGAGGAGGAGGAGAAGAAGAAGAAGACUGGAUGUAACACUGAAGAAGUCCUUGCUGUUUUAGCUCACGAGCUCGGGCAUUGGAAGCUGGGACAUAAUCUCAAGAACCUUAUUAUAAGCCAGGUGAAUGUAUUCUUGUGUCUAUUCCUGUUUGCCCUUCUAAUUGAGAGGACAGAGUUCUUCAAUGCCUUUGGCUUCUACGACUCCUAUCCUACCCUCAUCGGCCUUCUCAUUAUAUUUCAGUUUGUCUUCUCACCGUAUAAUGAGGUUCUAUCCUUCUGCAUGACGGUGUUGACGAGGCGUUUUGAGUUCCAGGCCGAUGCCUUUGCCAAGUCCCUCCACAAGGCUUCCUUCCUACGCAUGGCUCUCAUCAAGCUCCAUAAAGACAAUCUUGGAUUUCCCGUUGCCGACUGGCUCUUCUCAGCCGUACACUACUCACACCCGCCUCUCCUUGAAAGAUUAGGUGCCCUUGGCAAGACUGAUUAGGUUAAGAAAGCCAAAGUAUCCGCUCAUACCCCCCUUUCUACAGAGAUUAGGUGCCCUCGGCAAGACUGAUUAGGCCAAGAAAGCCACAGCAUCCGCUCAUACCUCCUUUCUACAGAGAUUAGGUGCUAUUGACAAGACUGGUUAGGUUAGGAAAGCCACAGCAUCCACUCAUACCCUCCUUUCUACAGAGAUUAGGUGCCCUCGGCAAGACUGAUUAUGCCAAGAAAGCCACAGCAUCUGCUCAUACCCUCCUUUCUACAGAGACUAGGUGCCCUUGGCAAGACUGGUUAGGUCAGGAAAGCCACAGCAUCGGUCUAUAACCUCCUUUCUACAGAGAAAGCAUUCCCUGAGUAGGUCUGAUGUGGUCUGGCCUUAUUCUAUGUUUGUCACAAGUUAUGCACAACCUUACGCACAACUGGUUACCCUUCUUUGUUUCUUUCUUUGUUAGUUGAGACGCCUCAAAUGUUCCCUGUUUAAUGUUAUGAGACCGAAUAAAUACAACCAAAUUUCAGCAAGACUUGUUAUAAUAACAAAUGCACAAUUUCUAAAAACAAGUUCACCAUCAGCCAAUCAAAUGGAAUGAUUUCAGCAGCUGUUAUUGCAAAUUUAUUAUUAUAACAAGUUUUAUGAAAGGGGUCCUUGUUUUCUAACCGAUGUUUAAAUGAAGCGCUGCAAACUGUUGGAAGUGCAAGUCAGUAAUCCAGCAACUAAACAUUGAAAAUUCAGAGAUAAAAUGACAUGCAGUAAUAUUUUACUUGGUAUUAUAAAUUUCCUGGAGUAAGCAGUGUGGAGCAUAUUUGUAAAUUCAGUCCACUCUGUCCUAGAAGUCACCUGUCUACAGUAAAAACCUGUCUUUAGUGGCCACCAAAGUUGACUCCUUGUUGAAAGGAAUGUGUUGCAGAACCCGUCUAUUAAGGUCAUCUGUCUCCAGUGCCCAUUUUCUCUGCUUCACCUCGGUGGCCUUAAUAGGCAGGUUUGACUGUUGUUUAAAAGCAUCGAUUAUGUCAAUGAACAGAUUAAUUUAGAUAUGGUUAAGGGUGCCCCUUUCUUCAUAUAAGAACUUUGGGUUAUGCACAUGUUAGUAAUGCACAUUACUUUUCAUCUUUUCAUCAUUGCCUGUUCAUCUAUUGCUCCACGUCUUUGGAAUUCCCUCCUUUGCUUUGUGAUAUUGACUGCAUUGAUCUCUUCAAGUCAGCCCUCAAAACUCACUAAGGUCCUGUUACACCGGAUUUCCUACCCGAGAUCAGUCUCGGGGUGCCCGGGCGUAGACUGGUUUCCAAAAAGUUGACCUAAAUUUUUGACCCCCUAUUACACCGGAAUCGUAACGAGUCUCGGGGCGCCCCGAGACAGCUUUCUGUGUGUUUACACCGACUUACCAAAGCUGUACGUGUCCGAGAUAGGUUUGGCAGGGCGCCAAGUGCGCGCUGCGUUUGGAUAAUCGUUCCACGUGUAGCGCAUCAAGCAAACCUGUCUCGGGCAGGUUUGUGUUAUAUACACCAAAUCCAAAGCAGUGUCGGGGCACCCAAAGGCCAGUCUCUGAGCACAUCGCGAGGUGGUCCGAGAUAGGUUUGCUCAGAAGGGGUCUCGGGUAGGUUUGUGCAUGUAAACCGAGACUGGUCUCGGGGCGCCCCAAGACUACUUGGGAAAUCCGGUGUAACAGGGGUCUAAUUUCAGCAGAUGUGUAGUCAUAAGCUAAAUUAGACGAGCCUUCACCUAUGAAUGUUUUUAACAGAAGCAUGGUGCAAUAUAAAUGCUGUGGAUCAUCAUCAUCUGACUUGCCACCUGCAUGUAUUGCAAGAGUGUGCCACUGUGCGAUGUACCAUGUGUGUAAUACCAUUGCAUAGUGCAUAAUACUUGUCCAUUCACGCUCAAAUCGGGUCUGAAAUCAGUGAAAACUACAGAUAUUUAGUAAUAGUUGGCAACUCUGCCAAUGUAAGAGUGUCAACGCUUGGUUUGAUGGUUGUUUUCUGAAGUCCACUUUAACGUAGGCCAUGGUCCAACUCUUUGCCAGAAUUUGUCGCCGAAUCCACGAAGUGGCACAUGCAACCGUUGAUGCGCGAAAUCACUUUUCGAGAUAAACGUGAUUGAAGAUUUUUACAUUUUCAAACUGCCCAUUGCUAUGUGAUUGUGGAGUUUAACAGAAUGAAGAAAUGCACAAACCAAGAGCCAGGUAUCUACUCCUGCAUUCCAUGUUAAAAACGUAUCGAAUGAACAUCAAAUCUUGACAUAGCAGUGAUUCAAACACAAGUGUCAUUUUGUGCGUAGAAACGGCGCGCACCUGUGUGCCACUUCAUGGAUUUUUUUUACAAAGGAUUUUAAGGCUUGUGUCGCUUUUUCACUUUAAUUAUCUCAUUAAUUAGAGAGAAUUGACCAUGACUAGAUAAUACUAAAACUGAAAGAAACUAAAAAUUGACUUUUCACGUGAUUUUGGGACGUUGUGCCACUUCGUGUAAUCAGCGACAAUUUGUGCUAAUUGCUGUUGAUAGCAAUGGAAAGCUGCUAGACCUUGUUCAAGUCUAUGUGACGCAGGGAAAAAAUUAAUUGUUUUUUUUCGGGGGCUCCAUUUUCAAUUUUUUGUGAAAUUUCGGGGGCUCCAUUUCUACCUUUCGGGGGCUACUUCUGAAGGUUUCCAUGGUGAAGAAGAAUAGUUGCAUUCCAUGUUAAAAAUUUAUUGAAUGAACAGCAAAUCUUGACAUAGCAGUGAUUCAAACACAGGUGUUGUUUUGUGCGUAGAAACGGCGCGCACCUGUGUGCCACUUCGUGGAUUUUUUUUAAAAAAGGAUUUGAAGGCUUGUGUCGCUUUGUCACUAUAAUUAACUCAUUAAUUAGAGAGAAUUUGGGCUCUAAAUUUCGAUGAAAAGAUGAACCAUAGCUAGAGAAUACUAAAACUGAAAGAAACUCAAAAUCGACUUUUCACAUGAUGUUGGACGUUGUGCCACUUCGUGGAUUCAGCGAAGCCAAAAAGGUCAAAAUUGCAUUUUUGUCCAUUGUAGGAAAAUGUACUGGCCUCUAUCCUCAUGCUUUUCUGGACCCCAUUUCAUAAAGAGUUGAUACAGGAUGGAAACUCUUGCUGAAAUAUGAACUUCCUGGAAAACAUUGGAAAAUCUGCUUCUUCUUCGACUCUUCCAAUGAAAGUUGCUAUAAUGUCAACCCUUAAUGAAAUGGACCCUGGCAAAUAACACUAUGUUUAAUGUCAUUCUAAGACAAUUGUGAAUUGUUCAAGUGAGAAAUGAGGUGGGGUAAACUGAACCUAAACUGUUAGAGACUUGUGUCACAAUUACGUUAGCUAUCCAUAGUUAAGCCACACCUUUAGACCAGGGUUUGAAUUACCCCAGAUUUCAGUAUAUGGGCCAUUAAAUCUUUGAAUCGCCAAUGCAAAUAAAACAAGAUUAUUUCUUAAAUUGAUUUCUGAAAUUCAUAUAUUCUUCUUGUUGCUAUGAAGCUGCUUGAGAGGCAGGAAAUGUUAAGGGAAGUUAUAUGGACAUCCUUUAAGUGCUUAAGGAUUACACCAAACCUUUUCCAUGUUAGUUGUGCUCCUGAAAUACUGUAUACUUUGAAUAUUUUGCCUUGGUUUUUUUUUUGCGAAUUAUGUGACUUUAAUAUCAAAUGCAGAUUUUACUUUCUGAUAUUUCUGUACAAAGUGAAUGUAAAUGCAAUUCUGUCUUGAAGAAAAUUGUGAAAAUAUAUGGAUACAAAGUGUAUGGUUUAUACAGUUUGAUUUUACUCGUUUUGAGUGCUGUACACUGGAUUUCAAAGUUUUUUUUUUCUUCAUUAUUCCUUGUGUAAUAAUUCUUUUUUACACAUUUUCAAAGCAGCAGUCUCAACUCGUGUAUGAAACACAAGCCAAAAUUUAUUGCUAUGAGCCAAGUAUUUGAACAUCUAAGAGAUUUUGUGAAGGAACAUGUAUUGUGUCAAUUCUUUGUUUUCUGGCUUUGUUUUAGUAAUAAAAUCAUUCCUGUAGUAUUUAUUUAUGAA
Molecule: messenger RNA, 5085 nt
Organism: Lytechinus pictus (painted urchin)
Lineage: Eukaryota; Metazoa; Echinodermata; Echinoidea; Temnopleuroida; Toxopneustidae
Product: CAAX prenyl protease 1 homolog
Exons: 7
Coding region: 19-1110 (363 amino acids)
Biological process (GO): CAAX-box protein processing
Cellular component (GO): endoplasmic reticulum membrane
Molecular function (GO): metalloendopeptidase activity
Source: RefSeq, a predicted model, not a curated record